AUGGCUACCCCUAGUGUCCUCGCCUUUGACGCUGAGGGUCGGGCCAUUGACUUUGAGGUCUGGGUAGAGGACCUGCAGCUGUUCUUACAGUGCGAUAGAGCAGACAGCCUCUCUCUCUUUGACCUCACCUCUGGAGCUUCCCCUACCCCUGCUGCUGAUGCUGACGCCACUGUUCGCUCCCAGUCGGCCACGCGCGACGCUGCUGCACGUCUUGCUGUGCGUCGCCACCUCCCUACCUCCGAGCGUGCGCACUUUAGUCAGUACAAGAGUGCUCAGACCUUGUACGACGCUGUAGUCGCGCGCUACUCCUCCCCUGCCACUGCUGCACUGAGCCGUCUCAUGCUACCGUACCUCUUCCCUGACCUUGCUGCCUUUCCCACAGUAGCUAACCUCAUUACGCACCUCCGCACUAGUGACACUCGCUACCGCGCUGCACUUCUUGCUCACUUCUCCGCCAAGAACCCCCCCCCCAUGUACAUCACUCUCUACUACAUAGUCACUCGCCUCCCUGCCUCCCUUCGUGUAGUCAGUGACCACUUCCUCUCAGUCUGUCCCACCACUCUCACUGUUGACCUCCUCGAGAAGGCCCUCCUCGCGAUAGAGAAGAGCAUAGUCGCUGUAGGAGCCUCUCGAGGUGACCCGCGCACCCCCAUCUUUGAGGGGUGUUCCCCCUCCCCCCUUCUGCCCUCUGUUGCCUUUGCUGCUGCGGCCGACCUCCUUGGGGCGCUGGAGGAGCGAGCAGGGGCGGUGGAGGUGGAGGUGGCGGCGGUGGGGGGAGUGGGGGUGGCGGUGGGAGUGGAGGGGUCGGUGGCGGCAGUGGAGGCGGAGGCGGCGGCGCCGGUGGCGGUGGGAGCGGAGGUGGCGGAGGUGGCGGCAGUGGAGGAGGCGGCGGAGGCGGCGGCAGUAGCGGAGGCGGCGGAGGCGGCGGCGGUGGCGGUGGAGCUGGUCGCGGGUCUUCGCAGAGGAGUGGCUCCGGUGCGGGGUGGCUUUGGUCCGUGCACCUACGUCCUGCGCACCGGCGACCGUGCGGGUGAGCAGUGUGGGGGUGCGCACCCCACCCAGCGCUGCUUUGGCCGCCUGACGGACGUGUGGCGUCACCAGUUCCCCUUGGCCACAGAGAUCCCUCGCUGGGGCGAGCUGUCUAGCGCGGGUGUUGCCAUCUAUGAUCUUGACUUUGAUGCUAUUCUCUCUGCCAUGUAUGCUGUGUCUAUUAGUGAUGAGGGUGACUGUUACCGGUGUUUCCCGCCCGAUCCGGGCAUUGAGACUGCUGCUCUAGGUACUGGUGCGGCUGCUACCCUAGGUGCUUGCGACGCUGCUGCUCUAGGUGCUAGUGCGUCUGCGUCCUCAGGUACUGGUGAGUCUGCGCUCUCAGGUACUGUGAAGACAGUAGCUAGAACAAGGAGCCAUAGCUAG
Closterium sp. NIES-65 is the source of this 1413-nucleotide messenger RNA. The record is from the annotation of a GenBank genome assembly. NCBI's taxonomy places the organism in Eukaryota, Viridiplantae, Streptophyta, Zygnematophyceae, Desmidiales, Closteriaceae.